Messenger RNA from Enterobius vermicularis (human pinworm), 480 nucleotides. Lineage: Eukaryota; Metazoa; Nematoda; Chromadorea; Rhabditida; Oxyuridae. The record is from the annotation of a GenBank genome assembly.
AUGGUAAAUUUUUUCUUCAAUCCUCUUUUUUUUAUUUUUGUUGUUACUAUUACUGACAUUACGUUGGUGCUGAAGAAGAUGGUGAAAACAUCGCAUUUGCAAAGAGUAAUUUAUUUUCAUUGUUUUUAUAGAUGUAGCAAAAAUGAUAUCGAUUGCUUAGCAAGUCGCGGGAGACGUCGUCCUUUGGAAACACGACAAAAUUUGAAAAGAUUCACUGUUCAUAAUUGUCCUUAUCCGGAAUGUAAAAAACGGUAUAGUAAAAGUUCGCAUCUGAAAGCUCACUUGCGAACCCAUAGUGGUGAAAAGCCGUAUUGUUGUGACUGGCCGGACUGUGGAUGGAAAUUUGCACGAAGUGAUGAACUUACCAGGCAUUACCGGAAACAUACCGGUGAUCGACCGUUCCGAUGUAGCUUUUGCGAUCGUGCGUUCUCUCGGUCUGAUCACUUAGGCCUCCAUCUUAAACGACACAACCCAUCCUGA